AUGGCUCUGCUGUGCUACAACCGGGGUUGCGGCCAACGCUUCGAUUCUGAGACCAAUUCCGAUGAUGCUUGCAUAUACCACCCAGGUGUUCCAGUCUUUCAUGAUGCGUUAAAGGGCUGUACAAAGGGUAGGCAUAAUAGUGAAAAGCCACCAGAGCCAGUCAAACCUGAAGUCAAGACUACAGAGAAGAAAGAACUAUCUAAAUUGAAACCCAAAUUUCAGGAGCACAUUAUUCAAGUCCCUAAACCUAUAGAAGCAAUAAAAAGGCCAAGCCCAGAUGAGCCAAUGACAAACUUGGAAAUAAAAAUAUCUGCCUCCCUCAAACAAGCACUUGAUAAACUUAAACUGUCAUCAGGGAAUGAAGAAGAUAAGAAAGAAGAAGAAAGUGAUGAAAUUAAGAUUGGGACCACAUGUAAAAACGGAUGAUGUUCAAAGACAUACCAGGGUCUAGAGAGUGUAGAAGAAAUCUGUGUAUAUCAUUCUGGAGUACCUAUUUUCCAAGAAGGGAUGAAAUACUGGAGCUGUUGUAGAAGAAAAACUUCUGAUUUUAAUACAUUUUUAGCUCAAGAGGGCUGUACAACAGGGAAACAUGUGUGGACCAAAAAGGAUACUGGGCAAAAAAUUGUUCCUUGUAGGCAUGACUGGCAUCAGACAGGAGGUGAAGUCACCAUUUCAAUAUAUGCUAAAAAUUCACUUCCAGAACUUAGUCGAGUAGCAGCAAACAGUACAUUGUUAAAUGUGCUCACUGUAUUUGAAGGAGAGAAAUAAUUUCAUCACAAUGUGAAGUUAAGGGGUGUGAUUGAUGUCAAGCGAAGCUAUGUAACUAUGACUGCAACAAAGACUGAGAUUACCAUGAGAAAAGCUGAACCUGUGCAAUGGGCAAGCCUUGAGCUACCUGCAGCUAAAAACCCAGAAAAGCAAAAGGAAGAUAUUAUAGACUGA
Molecule: messenger RNA, 942 nt
Organism: Orycteropus afer afer
Lineage: Eukaryota; Metazoa; Chordata; Mammalia; Tubulidentata; Orycteropodidae
Product: cysteine and histidine-rich domain-containing protein 1-like
Exons: 2
Source: RefSeq, a predicted model, not a curated record